Messenger RNA from Gadus macrocephalus (Pacific cod), 11052 nucleotides. It is a transcript of the gene eys, whose product is annotated as eyes shut homolog. Gene Ontology annotation, biological process: heterophilic cell-cell adhesion; establishment or maintenance of epithelial cell apical/basal polarity. Gene Ontology annotation, molecular function: calcium ion binding. Gene Ontology annotation, cellular component: protein-containing complex; plasma membrane. The record is from RefSeq and is a predicted model, not a curated record. Lineage: Eukaryota; Metazoa; Chordata; Actinopteri; Gadiformes; Gadidae.
CCUAGCGACCUCCCCAUACUGUUAGCGGCUGCAAGGUCGCCUUUUUUUAUUCCACAGAAAAGAGACAACGUUUGAAGCACAGUUGAACGAAAGCUCAAGCCUCGCCUGUAAGAGGUCACAUUUCGCCGACCCAAAGACUAAACUACUUUUCAAAUGAUGGUUAGCCGUAACGAUGCCGUUCAUCGUGACCCAUUUGGACUUUCUGGACCUCAAGAAAUGGCCCCCGGGAUUCAAUUACAACACCAUGUUCCUUUGAUCAUUCCAGACUUCUCCGAGUAAAGUCUCAGACCGCCUUCAUCCGGCUCGGAUGAAACAACAAGCGGGGACUUAAGAACGACAUCGGGCAAAGCCAACCAUGACGAGGAUUUCACUAUUCAGCAUUGUUUACGGCCUGGCUCUCCUUGUGGGCCUCGUCGUGCCUGCGGUCCGCUGCCAAACGUUCUGCCCUCGACAAGCCUCACUCCAGUGGCAGAGUCCGCCCCGCGCCGUCUCGCUCAAUUUGACGCUGACGGAGAACAUUUGCAUGGACCGGGGCCAGUGUUGGGACACUCCCGUGGCCCCGCCGGCUCUCACCGCCCAGCGACCCCUCGCCUACCCGCAGAUCUGCCCCCUUCAGCUGCAGCACGGAGACACACUGCUGCUGUCCGCCGACCAGACCCUGCGGUCGUACGGCGUGCGGCUGGCCGACGUCUCGGAGGACGGCUUCGAGAGCUGCUCCGCCGAGGGGCCGCGGCGGGGGGCGGAGGGGGCGCUCUUCGGUCGCGGUACGAUCGGGAGCGCGCCGGCGUACUCCGUCGGGCGCCUGGUCCCGGGCCUUCACUACUUCGUCGCGGCGACGCACGAGGGCGACGGGCAGCAGCUCUGCCAGCUGGGCCUCAGGCUCAACGUGUCCGUGAGGCGACAACUUUGUCAGAGUUCCCCGCUCGUUCGCCUUUGCUCCGGGAACGGUAUUUGUCAAGCCGGCCCCGGGGACGAGGCGUACCGCUGUCAGUGCCACCAGCACUACACCGGGAAGCUGUGCCAGAAGUUUGACGCGUGUUUGAACAACCCGUGUGGAAACAAAGGCGUUUGUUUGAGCGAUGGAUCCGGCGAUGCAGACCACAGAACAUAUAAAUGCUUGUGUCCUCCACAUUUUACAGGGGUGAACUGCUCCGAAGUCAUUGGAAGGGAAAACUGUGAGAGAGUCUGUCCAAAGGCAUCAUGUGUUCAAGUGUCACCCGUGUCCUUCAAGUGCAUCUGUGAGACGGGCUUCUCCGGUCCGGCCUGCGAGAGGAGGAACCUAGCCUGCGAUUCCGACCCGUGCGUGAACGGCGGGACGUGCGAGCUCGACGGCGACUCCUUCUCCUGUCGCUGCCUGGACGGCUUCAGCGGGCCCACGUGCGCCGUGAACUGCCUGACGUUCGGUUGUCGGACGCCGGACGUCUGCGCCAACGCCUCGGAGUGUGCGUGUGCAGAAGGCGCCCAGGACCCAGUGUGUGGCGGGCGGGCCGGGCCGUGCCUCCCGUCACCGUGCCUGAACAACGGCAGCUGCGUUUCCCGCGGAGAUGAUUACGACUGCAGAUGUCUUGAAGGCUUUGCUGGGAAGAACUGUGAAGAACUAAUCGACUACUGCGGGCAGCUCAAUAUCAACUGCCCGAAUGAGGGAUUGUGUUUGAGUAUAAUUGGCGGCUACAAGUGUGUGUGCGCCCCCGGCUGGACCGGGGAGUUCUGCCAGCACGUGGGCGACGCCUGUAACACGCACCCGCAGAGAUGUGUGAACGGAGCCACCUGCGUCACCACCGGCCCGCUGACCCCACCCCAGCUCAUCUCCUGCAUCUGCCCUCUGGGCUUCACAGGACGCCACUGUGAGACGCAGACGGACGAGUGUGAGUCCGGCCCCUGUCAGCACCGCGGGACGUGCGUGGCCCUGGGGGGAGACUACCGCUGCCAGUGUCCCAAGGGUUACCAUGGUAAGGCCUGUGAGCUUGAUAUGGACGCCUGCCUGCUGCCCGGGAACACAUGCCCACCGCAGACCCAGUGUUUGGACCUUCCAGAUGGGCUGAAUUACACCUGCCGCACGCCUUGCCCUCCAAAUUUACAGCCCUGCGCUCACGGAGGACGAUGCUACCUGGACGGUGGCGGCGGCGGCGGCGGCGGCGGCUACACGUGCAGCUGCGCACCUGGCUGGACCGGGCCCAACUGCCGCAUAAACACCAACGACUGCGCUCAGCACCGGUGUCUUAACGGAGCCACGUGCGUGGGCGGGGCUAACGGGUACAGCUGCACCUGCCCCGGGGGGUUCAGCGGGCCCUACUGCGAGGCGGGCGUGGUGGACCACUGCGUGGGUCACCCCUGCUCGCCACACGGCGUCUGCGUGGACCAGGGGCCCGACUUCACCUGCCGCUGCGCGCCGGGGUUCCAGGGGCCGCUGUGCGAGGUCCGGGUGGACGGGUGCGGCACGGGGCCGUGUGCGGACGGGGCCACCUGCGUGGACCUGGUCGGGGGUUAUCGAUGCGUCUGCCCCCCCGGGUAUGAAGGAAGGACCUGCUCCGAGGACGUAGGCGACUGCUGGUCUCGGCCGUGUGCCAACGGAGGGUCCUGUGUGGAUCUGGUUGAUGGUUACAACUGUACCUGUCCUCUUGGUUUCGGAGGGAACGAUUGCUCUGUGGACGCGGACCCGUGCUCUGCUGGAGUGUGCAGCGACCACACGCUUCACUGCGCCGAGGCCUCUGACGGGCGAAGCGUCAGUUGUCAAUGUGAAAGAGGUUUCGGAGGGCCGCUCUGUGACGUGGAUCUGAACGAGUGUGCGUCACACCCCUGCCUCAACCGGGGGACGUGCGUGGAUGGGGCUGACCUUUAUCAGUGCUUCUGUCCAGAUGGCUUUGAGGGGCUGAAUUGUGAAAUAGAUCGUGAUGAAUGUGGCCACGGACACUGCACCAAUAAUUCUACAUGUAUUGACCUGGUUGCAGACUACGAAUGCAUAUGCCCUUUGGGAUUCACCGAUAAAAACUGCUCGACACCCGUCAGAGCCUGCGUCUCAGAUGAAACGCCGUGCCGGAAUGGGGGAACCUGCUACCAGUCCACCACUGGAGAACUUGGCUGUGUUUGCGCCCCAGGUUUAACGGGUCACUUUUGCGAGGUUAACAUGGAUGACUGCGAUACGAAUCCAUGCGGCGUCCUCAGCAUAUGUCAGCAGACCCUGGAAGGCUACAGCUGCUACUGUGCACCUGGUUUCAUAGGGAACAAAUGUGAGAUUGAGGUGGAUGAGUGCCUGAGUCUGCCCUGUCACAACGGGGGCUCCUGUAUCGAUGAGCUGAACUCAUUCAGCUGCCAGUGUCCUUCUGGGACCACAGGUGAUUACUGUGAAAUCAACAUAGACGAGUGUGCCUCUUCUCCCUGCCUGCAUCACGGGACGUGUAUCGACUUGGCCCACGGCUUCCACUGCGUCUGUUCGCCCGGCUUCACCGGUGCUGAAUGUGACCUUGACAUUGACGAGUGCUCCUCUUUUCCGUGUAAGAACGGAGGCUCCUGCAUUGACCAGCCUGGUAAUUACCUGUGCCAUUGUGUGGCUCCCUUUAAAGGCCAGACCUGCGAGCUGCGGCCGUGCGAGGCCAGCCAGCCGUGCGAGAACGGCGGCGAAUGCGUGGAGGAGCGCGACGGGGACCUCUUCCCCCUGGGCCUCCGCUGCCGCUGUCGCCGCGGCCUACACGGGGCCCGCUGCGAGACCAACGAGGACGAGUGCCGCUCCAACCCGUGUGUCAACGUCUGCUACGACGCGGCGGACGGGUUUUACUGCCUGUGCAGCCCCGGCUUCGUGGGAUUGCGAUGCGAACACGACGUUGAUGAUUGUGUAAGCAAUCCCUGCAACAACAACUCAUUAUGCAGGGACCUCCACUUGGGCUACGCGUGCGAAUGCCGCGCGGGCUGGGAGGGCCCCCGCUGCCAGCGCGAGGUCGACGAGUGCGCGUCGCAGCCGUGCGCCAACGACGCCACCUGCGUGGACCUGCUCGCCGGCUACAGGUGUGAGUGCGGGCGGGGCUGGGCCGGCCCGAGCUGCGCGCUGGACGUGGACGAGUGUGAAUCGGGGCCCUGCCUCCACGGAGCCUCGUGCCGGCAGGCGCCCGCGCCGGGGGACUUCCUCUGCACCUGCGGCCCCUUCUUCACCGGGCCCCGCUGCGGCGACCCCCGCGACCCCUGCGACCCCGCACACAGCCCCUGCCUGCACGGCUCCGCCUGCCUGCCGCGCCCCGACGGAGGCGCCUCCUGCGGGUGUCCAGCUGGGUACGAGGGGCUCCGGUGUGAGACGGACACAGACGAGUGCCGGGCCGCACCGUGCCGGAACCAGGGCCGCUGUGUGGACGGGGUCAACGGCUACAGCUGUGACUGUAAGAGCGGCUUCUCGGGCCUUCGCUGUGAGCAAGACGUCAAUGAGUGCGCGUCGAACCCCUGCCAUAACGCUGGCGUCUGCCGAAACCUCGUCAACAGGUUUGAGUGUGUGUGUCCCCGAGGCUACUUCGGCACGCUGUGUGACCUGGACGUGGACGAGUGUGUGGCUUCACCUUGCCUGCACGAGGGCAUCUGUAUCAACAAGCCGGGGGGCUUUGAGUGUGUCUGUCUCCCUGGAUACUCAGGAACCUGGUGCGAGCACAACGUUGACGAGUGUGCCUCGGACCCGUGCCGGAACGCGGGCAGGUGUGUGGACGCGGCCGGUCGAUACCUCUGCGUGUGCGCAGAGGGCUUCACGGGCGUUCGCUGUGAGACGGACGUCGACGAGUGCUCUCCGACGCCGUGUCUCCACGGGAGUUGUACGGACGCCAUCAACGACUUCCUGUGCCACUGUGACCCAGGGUGGAGCGGCGAGCGUUGUGAACUGAACACCGAUGAGUGCACCUCGAGCCCCUGUUUGAACGGAGGUUCGUGUGUGGAUCUCCUUAAUAAGUACGCGUGUCUCUGUCUGGACGGCUUCACUGGGAGGAACUGUGAGGCCGACGUGGACGUGUGCAGCCAAGCCUCUUUCGGGGUCUCCUGUGCUUUAACGGGGCUACUUUGCGUGGAUGGCAGAGGAUCAAAUUUCACAUGCAGGCUGGACAUAAAUCCGCUGAUCCUCCCACGUGCAACGUGUGCACGAGGGCAGAAGAUGCACACAAACAUAUUUUUGCUUUCAUUGCGGAGUGAGGUAAAUUCCAACUCCCUCAAAAUGGUUGCUUUCCCCUGCAUCAUUUCCCUCAUGUCAAAUGCCCCUCACCAUAGCAUGUCUCUAAUGUGCCCCAUCUCUCCUACAGACACCCCUAUUCACAUCCCAGCGUUCACGGGGACCUCCUAUCUAAUGCUGGAGCCCCUCGCUUCAUUCCUCCAGCCUCAGGGGCCCGGCGAUGAUCCCCUGGCCCCCGGCCGGGCCAGCGCCGUGGGGCUUUAUCUGACGCUGAAGACCCGGGCCACCCAGGGAACCGUACUCUACACCCAGGAACAGGGUUUGGGAGAUCGCUUCCUUCACGUGUUCCUCGAGGAUGGAAGGGUUGCAGCCCGCCUGGGAUGCGUGGGUGGAGCUGGUGGAGUCACACUAACCACAAGCUCCGACCACAACAUCGACAACAACAGAUGGAUACCUGUCACAGUCAGAUACCAGCUGCCCGUUGGAGGCCCGGGAGGUGUGUGCACAAUAGAACUCGCUGUAGGUAACGCCACAGCCAAACAUCUGGAGGAACGCGUCUCAGAGGCCACAUCCGAGGCGGCCAUGGGACCCGUGUUCCUGGGGGGCCUGCCCCCCCACCAGGGCCCCCACCAGGCCAGGGGGGUCCGGCCGUUGGUGGGCUGCGUCAGAGAGCUCCGGGUCAACGCCCGUCCCGUGUUCCUGCCCCGCGAGGCAACGCUGGGGAGGAACGUCCAGAACUGCGACCCUCCCGCCUGUCAGCACCGUCCGUGUCGUAACGGGGGGACCUGCGUCGGCUGCGACGCGGAGGACUGGUUCUGCGAGUGUCCGCCGCGCUUCACCGGCGAGCUGUGCCAGUUCAGCGCCUGCCAGCGGGACCCCUGCGGACACGGGGCCACCUGCGUCCCCCGGGCCCCCCAGGGGGGGGCCGUGUGCCUGUGUCCCUACGGGAGACGGGGCCUCCUGUGCGACGAAGCCAUCAACAUAACCCGGCCCAGGUUCGGCGGCGGCGGCGCGCUGGGCCACACGUCCUUCCUGGCCUACUCCCCCGUCCCGGGCCUCGGCGCCUUCUACGAGAUCCGGCUGCGCUUCACCCUCGCCGACAACGCCUCGGCCACGAGGGACAACCUGGUGCUGUACUCUGGGCAGAAGGGCCGCGGCGAUGACGGGGAUGAUUUCUUGGUGCUGGGACUGCGGAACGGUCGGGUGGUUCAUAAGUUCAACCUGGGAUCGGGAGUGGGAGCUAUCGUCAGCGAUCGACUCAACAGCCAGCUUCACAUUCACAGCGUGGUGUUCGGGCGGUCUGGGAGAACAGGCUGGCUCAAGGUUGACGGGCAGCGCAACAGAACGGGCUCCAGUGGGGGGGUGCUGGAGGCUCUCAACCUGCCCCCCCAGCUCUACGUGGGCGGCUACAGCGAGUACACCCCCGAGCUGCUGCCUCUGGGGGCGCGCUUCCGCCUGGGCUUCCAAGGAUGCAUAUUUGACAUGCAGUUCCGCACCAAGAGGGACAGGAAGUACCAGAGCCCGGGACGUCCCGCCUUCGGCCGCAGCGUGGGCCAGUGCGGCGUCACCCCCUGUCAGCUGGUCCGCUGCGACCACGGGGGUUCCUGCGUGGACUCGGGUUCCUCGGUGUAUUGCCAGUGUGCGGUGGGAUGGAAAGGAGCCCUCUGCUCGGAGAGGCGCUCUGUGUGUGAUGUGGAGCACAGGCCCCCACCCCGGUGUGCCCGCGGCUCCGCAUGCAUCCCGCUCCCGAGCGGAUACACGUGCCACUGCCCCCUGGGGGCGGCCGGGCUGUACUGCACCGAAGCGAUUGCAAUCAGCGACCCAUUCUUCAGCGGCAACCAGUCGUCGUGGAUGUCGUUCGCCCCGAUGAACCUCCGACACAGGACCGUCAUAGAGCUGCAGUUCCAAACACUGUCACCAGAGGGCGUGCUCGUCUACGUGGCACAGCGUCUCAGCUCCAAAGCCGGAGACUUCCUGUGCGUGUCCUUGACCGCGGGGCUGGUCGAGCUGCGCUACAACCUGGGGGACGCCACCCGCGUGCUGACCGCCGCGCAGCCGGUGGACCUCAGCGGGCGCACCUGGCACACCGUGCGGGCGGGGCGGGUUGGGCGCCGCGGCUUCCUGAGCCUGGACGGGGAGGAGGCGCGGCCUCGGGACGGCGACGCCCCCCCGGGCACCAUGACCACCCUGGACGUGGCCACGGACGUCUUCGUCGGGGGCGUGUCCACGCCGAGCCAGGUGGCCCGGGACGCCACCCGGGACGGGGCCGUCACGGGCUUCACGGGCGGCGUGCGGCAGCUGGCGAUCAACGACCGGGAGCUGCCGCUGACGGAGACGGGCGCGCUGGACGGCGUCAACGUGGGCGACUGGGACGGCACGGCGUGCGGCUACGAGGUGUGCCGCAACGGCGGGAGCUGCCGGGCCACGGAGGAGGGGUCCUUCGCGUGCGCGUGCCCCCCUGCGUGGACGGGCGCCUUGUGCGAGCGGCCCGUGGCGUGCGAGGACCACCUGUGCCGACAGGGCUCCGUGUGCGCCCCCUCCCCCGACGGCGGCGGCGGCGGUCGAGGCUCCUCCCCCUACGUCUGCCUCUGCCCCCUGGGGUGGGGGGGCCGACGCUGCGACCGGCGCCUCGCGGCCAACGCCACGCUGAGGUUCUCGGGGAACUCGUUCCUGCGCUACGCCGACCCGCUGUUCCCGGCCCGGGACGCCCGUCGCACGCGGGUGUCCCUGGAGUUCGCGGCGGGAGACCCCGACGGCGUGCUGCUGUGGGCGGGCGAGGCGGGGGACGAGGGUGGCGGCGCCGACGCCGACGACGACGACUUCCUGGCCGUCGGGCUGGAGGGCGGACGCCUCAAGGUGGCCGUGAACCUCGGGGAGAGGCUGUCGGACCCCGUCGCCGCGGGCAACGCCACGGCGGCGUGCUGCGGGGCGUGGCGCCGGCUGGACGUGGCCCUGGACGGCACGGCGCUGCGGGUGUACCUGGACGGGGCGGCGGUGGCGUCGGAGGACUUGGACCCCUUCCAACGCUACCUGGCCCUGAACCACGGGGGGCGCUUUUACUUUGGAGGCUUCGAGCCGCACCGCAGCGUGGCGGCCGUGACCUCCGGGCUGUUCUCCCGGGGCUUUGUGGGGAACCUGAGGAAUGUUUACCUGUACGAGGACACGGAGCCGCUGGCGUUGGUCCAGGACGGCGAAGGUUUCAACGUGCAGGAAGGCGAUCCGUGAGCCCCAGUGGUCGUGGUGUGAUCCAGAUGUCUCGGACGCCAGCCUUCCGAGUUGCACGUCAUUUCCGGUCUCGGAGCACUUAUAGCGUUCCCGUUCGUCUUUGUGAUUCUGUCAUGAAAUUGGCUAGUCGUUGUUUAUUGUUAGCUACAUUAGCCUCAAACUCAACACAACUUUACGUUGUGUUGCACGCACAGCAAUGCAUCAAUUGGUGUCCGGAAUAAAGUAGCAAUGUAAUCAAGUGUGUAAGAGCAUUUAGAAUCGACAUUAAAAUGACCAACGUGGUACAAAUACAAAGAAAAUAACUGUAGGGCCGAGCUCUCUGAGUGGCCAACGACGUGCGUCGCGACGUAGGUCGCAUUGGUCGCUGUGUGGGUCGCUCGUCUGGCUGCUUUCAGUCACUGUGGUCACUGGCUGGCUCGCUCAAAGUCUAUAUAAUCAGUUGAUUUGCAUGUUAUUAACUUUUUUUUUGCGUCAGUUGAAGUAGGCUACCAGAAAGCCAUGCUCUCUGGCGAAAGCUACCUAAAGCUCUUUAGUGCUAAUAUUGUUUUAAUAUUUUUCUAUUUAAGUACAGUUUAAAUUAUGAAAUCGUUGGUCUAUCAGUAUCAAUAAAAUAUAUUAGUUGUAAUUUGGGGCGUAUUCAAAUAAUGUAUUUUAUAUAUUAUAUAUAGCCUAUUUGUUUUGUUAAAUGUCAUUAAGCCUAAUAACGUAUAUUAUGCACAAAGUUCUUCGUUAUAGAGUGAUAAACAUAAAUAUAAGUGCAAUAAUAUGAAGCCAAUGCCACAGUGUUACAAGCGGUAGUCAUGCUAGGUUAGCAAUCAUGAAGGCCGGUGUUCGAUUCUCUCCACGGAUGGUCAAAGUUUUGCUCUUUUAGUCAAACUUAUUGACGCAAUCGGCCUCUUUCAUUUUAAAAUGUUUGUAUGUUUUAGUAGGAUGGUAUGAUAAUUAUACGACGUAUUGACGGGCUGCGACGCCUGGCUGGUAUCGGCUGGCUGGCUGCGACGACAGCCACGGCUGGCCGCUGUCUGCCGCUGGCCACUGGCCGCUGGCCACUGGCCGCUGGCUGCGGCUGGCAGCCAGCCAUUGUCACCAUGGCUGCUACCAUAACCAAAAGCCUAUAUGUUAUCAGUUAACAUCUCAUUGAACAGAAUAAAUAUACGUGCGUCAGUAUAAUAAAAAAGAAUAAUAUAUACCUAGCUUAGAUAUUGAUAGACCAAUAGGCCUUUUUAUAAUAUAUAUAAAUAAAUAGGCCUAUUGGUUUAUCCAUCUAUAUUUAAUUAAUAUUGAAUUAACUUUGCAAUACAGUGAUGUUUACAAUAUUUAUAUUGAUUACAUUGUAUAGCCUAUUGGUUUGAUAAAUGUCAAAGACUAAUAAAAUAUCCUAUGAAGAAAGUUAUAGUGUAAUAUACUUUGAUAUAAGUGUAACAAAACAAAUAAAAACUCUAAUUCACAGACCCAAUACCGUAAAAAAAAUAGUAAAAAUAAAUAUAUAAUGUGCCACGAAUCAUGAUAGUCAAGUAUUCAAAUGUAUAAACCAAAGAACAAAAUAUGAAAAUUGAAAUUAAAGUUAAAAUUUUCUAAAAAGAAAAGUGUCAAUAAUAAUAGUAGGCUAUAGUUCAAGGUUCAAGGUUCAACUUUAUUGUCCCCGUGGGGAAAUUUGUCUUGGGCACAGUGCAUCAUUGCUUUCUUAACAUAUACAAGAGUACAACAGAACAAAAACACAACCACAGACACAAACACAAUCAGACAAACCAACAUUUUAACAUCGAGAACAUGGGGCUUGAUAGACUUAAACUGCACCUUGCUGUAUUACAUAGAAAUCGACAGUAUGGGGAUCAAGUGCAAGUGUCUACUGCACUAAAACUUAUGGAUAAAGUGCUAUGUGCUAAAGUGCUUAGUUCUAAAGUGCUAUGUGCUAAAGUGCUAUGUGCUAAAGUACUAUGUGCUAAAGUGCUAACCUAUUUAUUGCACAUCAUUCUAUUGCACAUUGUUCUAUUGCACAUAGUAAUAGCAUAAAUGCACAAUUUAAAGGGGGCCAGUGACUAUACAAAUCUAUAGUAUAUAAAAAGUGUGUGUAAAGUGGCUCAAUCAUCAAGUAUGUAUGCUAACUCAGAAUGUUUUGCAGCCAACAGACCAAAAACUAAAACUGUAAUAUACGACAGUGUCACCCCUCAUGUUUCAUUUGAUAAAAACGACAGUGUUACCCCCUAUGUUUUAAUUGAUAAAUAUCGACAGUGUUACCCAUUAUGGUUUUUUUCAUGACGACCAAUAAAAAACAACAGUGUUACCCCUUAUGUUUUUUUUCAUGACGACCAAUAAAAAACAAAAACAUAAGUAACCCUUAGGUUUUUUUUCAUGACGACCAAUAAAAAACAACAGUGUUACCCCUUAUGUUUUUUUUCAUGACGACCAAUAAAAAACAACAGUGUUACCCUUGAUGUUUUUUUUCAUGACGACCAAUAAAAAACAGCAGUGUUAUCCCUUGUGGUUUUUUUCAUGACGACCAAUAAAAAACAACAGUGUUACCCCUUAUGUUUUUUUUCAUGACGACCAAUAAAAAACAACAGUGUUACCCCUUAUGUUUUUUUUCAUGACGACCAAUAAAAAACAACAGUGUUACCCCUUAUGUUUUUCUUCAUGACGACCAAAGAAAAACAACAGUGUUACCCCCUAUGUUUUAUUUGAUAAAUUUUGACAGU